This is a messenger RNA of Hydra vulgaris (swiftwater hydra), 1577 nucleotides long. RefSeq lists its product as uncharacterized. NCBI's taxonomy places the organism in Eukaryota, Metazoa, Cnidaria, Hydrozoa, Anthoathecata, Hydridae. The record is from RefSeq and is a predicted model, not a curated record.
CGAAAAUUCGUAAAAAUAAAAAAAAUAGAGGCCAAGAAAUAUUCUUAGUUAAAAAAACUAGAAAGACAAUAUCAUCUAUUCAAUUUGCAACUGUAGAAGAAGUUAUACAGUAUUAUCUUUACUUACGUGAGUCCAAACCAUCAACUUGUCUCAAAAACUUAGUUUGUUGUCCAAACAAAGGAUCUACAUUUACACCGAAUUGUCCAGAUUCAGGAGAAAACUGCUGCGUUAUAUCUAAGCUGAAGGUUUCAUGGAAACUUGGUGGAUACAGAACUCGUGACAUACAAUGCUUUUUACGGAAAGAAGUCGAAGUUGUAGUAAUGAAAUACAAAAAAGCUGCAAUCGCUAAGAAACAGAUCAACACCAGGAGCAAUAAAAGAUAGAGAAAACUUAUUAAUAGAAUCUAAAAGGGUAUUCUGGUUAGGACAUGACAUAUAAAUCAUGAUUGAUGAAAUAAAAAAGCAUAGAAAAAGAACUGAAGAAAGUAAAUGUAUGGACAUUAUGUUCUUGAAAAUGCAGAAGGAAAAAAGACAAGGUUGUCUAGGCAUUUCUGAUACUUGCUUCAAAAAGUCUGCAAAAAGAUCUGAAAAAAAAAAAAUUAAAAGUGAAUCAUCAGAGAAAAUUUUAGAUGCAACUUAUAGCUCAGAAGGUGAUGUUAGUGAUUUUUCUUUAAGCCCAGAAUGCCUCGAGUCUGUUACAAGUGAGUCAAAUGACGAUUCUCAUGAAAAAGAGCAAAGUUUACUACUGCCUAAAGAUAUUUUAAAGCGUACAGCACUAACUGCUGUAGGAGAAGGUCUUUCUAUCAAUCAGCACACUGCUAAUCAGCUGACUGACUCCAAAUAUAAACUGAUUUCUGUUCACUUUGACGGGAAAAUAUUUAAAAAAUAUACAGAUAAAGUUUCAGUUACAAGAGAAAGAUUAGCAGUACUAGUGAAAGUGAAUGGGAAAACUGAGCUCCUAGGUAUUCCUCAUAUUGAGUCAGGUUCUGGGGAAAAUCAGUUUAAAGCAGUUUAUAAUCUAUUAGAUUCUCUUGGUCUUAGUCAUCAUAUACAGUGAAUAUACUUUGAUACUACAGCUUCCAACACCGGAAAGCACCAAGGAGUUAUAACAAGAAUGGCCGAUAAGCUGGGAAGGCCACAACUUUUCCUUGCCUGUAGACAUCAUAUAUUGGAAAGACAUAUUACCCACUUUAACAAGAUAUAUCCCAGUAGAAAAAUGUCUGGUCCAGAAAACCAGCUUUUUAAACACCUGAAAUCUGUCUGGAAUGAUCUUGAAAAAGACAUUGUUGCAUUGAAGAAAAUUGAAACUCCAAAUUGAACUUGGAUAAAUAAACAACAUCUUGAGGCUGAAAAAUUCUACAGAGAUGUAAUAGAUAACAGGAUCUACAAAAAGGAUGGUAAAUCAAGAGAGGAUUAUCAAAAAUUAGCGGAACUUUCUUUGAUGGUAGUUUCUCAAAAAGAUAGGUUCAAAUUUCGUAUUCCUGGUCCAAUACAUCAUGCAUGAUUCAUGUCAAAAGUAUUGUAUUAUCUCAAAAUGUAUUUAGCAUUGGAAGCUAUUCCAAGUUUAUCAGAAGAAAA